Molecule: messenger RNA, 758 nt
Organism: Apodemus sylvaticus (European woodmouse)
Lineage: Eukaryota; Metazoa; Chordata; Mammalia; Rodentia; Muridae
Gene: Mgst3
Product: microsomal glutathione S-transferase 3
Exons: 7
Coding region: 187-645 (152 amino acids)
Cellular component (GO): membrane; endoplasmic reticulum; nuclear envelope
Molecular function (GO): glutathione peroxidase activity; glutathione transferase activity
Source: RefSeq, a predicted model, not a curated record
AGAGCCGCACCCAGACAGUGCUGCGCCACUCAGGUCUGCAUCAGGAGCGCCAAGGUGAGCCAGUGACUUCAAGCCUUACUUCACUGGGGCAAAAUCCUCUUGGGAAUUACUGAGAGGCCUGUUCCUUUGUGGGAACAAAGGCCGAAUCAAACCUUGAUAGCUGUCUGGGGAAGCUUUACAGCCAAGAUGGCGGUCCUCUCUAAGGAAUAUGGAUUUGUGCUUCUCACUGGCGCUGCCAGCUUUGUCAUGGUGCUCCACCUAGCCAUCAAUGUGGGCAAAGCCCGCAAGAAGUACAAGGUAGAGUACCCUGUCAUGUACAGCACAGACCCUGAGAACGGGCACAUGUUCAACUGCAUUCAGCGCGCCCACCAGAACACGUUGGAGGUGUAUCCUCCCUUCCUGUUCUUCCUAACCGUGGGAGGUGUUUACCACCCGCGUGUAGCUUCUGGCCUGGGCCUGGCCUGGAUUAUUGGGCGAGUUCUUUACGCAUAUGGCUACUACACAGGAGACCCUAGCAAGCGGUAUCGAGGAGCUGUGAGCUCUCUUGCCCUCUUUGCCCUGAUGGGCACAACCGUGUGUUCUGCUUUCCAGCAUCUCGGCUGGAUCAGACCGGGCUUGGGCAGGGGGCCCAGACACUGCCACUGAGGAAUGGGGGGCCUUUCAACUCUCAUUCACCUUCAGCCACUUACCCUUAUUUCCAGUUCCACUGUUUUUUUAAAUAUAAUAAAACCUUAUCUGGCAUCAGCCUCGUACCUAAA